Messenger RNA from Paraphaeosphaeria sporulosa, 1116 nucleotides. RefSeq names its product mitochondrial folate transporter-like protein/carrier. The record is from RefSeq and is a predicted model, not a curated record. Bases 1 to 1116 code for a protein of 371 amino acids. Gene Ontology annotation, cellular component: mitochondrion. Gene Ontology annotation, biological process: pyrimidine nucleotide import into mitochondrion. Gene Ontology annotation, molecular function: pyrimidine nucleotide transmembrane transporter activity. NCBI's taxonomy places the organism in Eukaryota, Fungi, Ascomycota, Dothideomycetes, Pleosporales, Didymosphaeriaceae. The transcript has 2 exons.
AUGCCCGCGAAGAACUGGAGCUCACCCUACUCUAGCUUGGCCCUCAAGUGCGCCUCCCUCCCCAACUCCUCGGUCAACGCUGCCUGCGGUGCCGUCGCCGGCAUCGCGUCUGGCAUCGUCACCUGCCCGCUCGACGUCAUAAAAACUCGUCUGCAGGCCCAGGGUUCCUGGCGCCCACGGCACCAGGGACGAGCCACGCGUGUCGUAUACCAGGGCCUGCUGGGCACUGCACGAGUCAUCUGGACUCAGGAUGGCGUUCGGGGCAUGUACAGAGGGCUCGGGCCGAUGCUGCUCGGCUACGUGCCCACCUGGGCCGUCUACAUGAGCGUGUACGACUGGUCCAAGGACUUCUUCUACACGCGAAUGGAGAACAAGUGGCUGUCGAGGAUAUCGGCUUCGGUUGCCGCUGGUGCUUGCUCCACGCUAGCAACAAACCCUAUCUGGGUCAUCAAAACGAGGCUCAUGUCGCAAGUGAGCGCGCGCGCCUCUGAGGAGCACCGUCCGCCAUGGCACUACAAGAAUACGUUGGAUGCCUUCCGCAAAAUGUACGCCAAUGAAGGCAUGCGCGCCUUCUACUCGGGUCUAACCCCCGCGCUGCUUGGCCUCACCCACGUCGCUAUCCAGUUUCCGCUAUACGAGUUCUUCAAGAUGAAGUUUACUGGUCUGGAGAUGGGUCAAACAACGUCAACCGACAGCAAUAUGCAUCUGGCGGGCAUACUUGGCGCGACAAUUCUAAGUAAAAUCUGCGCUACGUCCGCUACUUAUCCACAUGAGGUCCUUCGCACCAGACUUCAGACGCAACAACGUACGAUUCCUUCCGCCUCACACGAGGAUGUAGCCUUUCGAGGAAGCCAUCAAGAAGCUCGAUACCUAACACGAGGUCCAGGCACCGCUUCAUCCGAUGGCAUGAUCAACAUCCCUCGCUAUCGCGGUAUGCUGCGAACCUGCGCCACCAUACUACACGAGGAAGGCUGGAGAGCGUUCUACAACGGCAUGGGCACCAACAUGGUCCGCGCGGUACCGGCAGCCGUCACUACGAUGAUGACGUACGAGACGCUGCGAUCGAUGCACCAAAAGCUGAAGCAGGAAGGUCUCGAAAUGCAGGGUGAGGCCUGA